This is a messenger RNA of Gossypium arboreum, 351 nucleotides long. Its product is annotated as protein PELPK1-like. The record is from RefSeq and is a predicted model, not a curated record. NCBI's taxonomy places the organism in Eukaryota, Viridiplantae, Streptophyta, Magnoliopsida, Malvales, Malvaceae. The coding region runs from base 1 to 351 and encodes 116 amino acids. The transcript has a single exon.
AUGGGUUAUUUCAAUUGCUUUGCUUUGGGAUUCUUCGUGGCUCUGUCGCUUGCAAGCAUUGAUGUUGGGGUUGCAGCUCGUCACCUUCAGCAACUGCCUCCAAUGCCAACAUUGCCUACAACCACACUCCCACCAUUCCCAUCUAUCCCUAAUCUCCCACAGCCAUCCAUACCAUCUUUCCCAAGGCCUGGGGCGCUUCCUCCACUUCCUGCCAUGCCUGCUUUGCCCACAUUGCCUAGUGUACCAAGGGCCACAUUGCCCCCUCUACCAAGCAUGCCUUCGAUUCCCACAAUCCCAACUACAAUUCCCUCUAUUCCAUUCUUCUCUCCACCACCUUCUCCUAGUCCUUAA